This is a messenger RNA of Bradysia coprophila, 1058 nucleotides long. Its product is annotated as RRP15-like protein. NCBI's taxonomy places the organism in Eukaryota, Metazoa, Arthropoda, Insecta, Diptera, Sciaridae. Gene Ontology annotation, biological process: maturation of 5.8S rRNA; maturation of LSU-rRNA. The record is from RefSeq and is a predicted model, not a curated record. Gene Ontology annotation, cellular component: preribosome, large subunit precursor.
CAACUGCUGGCAACACUGUGACUCGGUGCACGUUUCCGAAAUGUCAAAAUCAUAACCUAAAACGUAAACAAACUGUACAUUGUGACUACGUUAAAGACAACACAAAAAUGAUUGGAAGUGCUUCAAAAACGAUAAAAAAGUCAAAGAAAUUGACGAAAAAGAGGAAAAUCGACAAAACACUAGAUGUCGAUUACUCGUCGGAUUCGUCUCCUGAACACGAACCUCAAGAUGUAGAUGAUGAACGGUUGUCUGAUGACGGCGAUGAUGCAAAUGUUAGUCCACCCACCGAAGAAUCGAAAAAAAGCAGAAAAGCUGCAAUUCAGCUCGGCUUUGCCAGUGCUUUCGCCAAAGUGAUGAAACAGGAGAAACCGAAGAACAAAAAGAGUGUCUUUCUGUCCAAGUCAAAGAAAACCGCCGACCUAGUGGAUGAGAAAGUGGACAAAGUGGAUUUCGAAAUCGAUGGCGAAAUCAAGGAGGAGAAACCGGACAAAACUCAACUGGAUCUGGACAUCGACGUGAAGGACAGAAAGAAUAAAACGCUCGCGUUGCGCAUGAAACCGUCAUUGAUGGACCGGGAACGGGAGAAAGCUUUCAAGAAAAUCGCCACCAAAGGCGUUGUACAGCUGUUCAAUGCGGUGCGCGUUCAGCAGAAAGAUUUGGCCCAGAAAUUGGACGACGUUGGGCCGUUGGAUCACAGGAAAGACGCCGUGCUCAAUAACAUUAACAAGAAAAAGUUUUUGGAUGUGCUGAUGGGUGGCAAUCGGGCAAAAUCUGAGCUGGUCGACAAUCCCGUUAAAGAUGAGGUGAAAGAGGAGAGUGAGGAUGGUGAUGAUGGCUACACAGAAACGGAUCGGCCCGAUGCAUCGAAGUCACAGUGGAGUGUUUUGAGGAACGAUUUCAUGACCAACAAAAAGAUGACCAAUUGGGACAAGGAUGACGACGACGACGAUGAUGAUGAUGAAGGCAACGCAAACACUGAUGACGCCUCGGAUUCGGAUUGAUAACGGUGUAUAUUUGUGAGGUUCUCUUUUUUGUAUAAUAAAGGAAGUUGCGAUGGA